GGUGUUUGGCUCGAGGACGCCCUGGUCGUGGUCGUAGCCGCCGCGGGAGCUCGCUCGGUGUGUCCGGGCCUGAGGAGGGGCCGCCGCCCUCGGGGAGGGGAGGAGAUUUGGAGAUUAGACUGGAAACCAAGGAGCCCACUUCAAGUUUGGCAUUUCUCUGAAAGAAUCAGACUUCCCUGUGUCUCCAAAUUGGAAGUAAGCCUUGGGUCAUAGAGGCAGCAGCACAACAGGAAAAACACAUUUGGCAAAUAAGUCAGCCAAAGGAAGCCUAUUUGAAGAUAAGAAAUAAAGUAGAAUCUUCAAUAGCCAGUCCUUCAUCUACAACGCAAAGUAUCUUUUACAGACAGUCUCCACAGAUGUGAUACACAGAAAGAACUCUAGACUAUUUAAACAGUUAAAAGAAAUACAGCAGAAUCAGCUCAAAAAUGAUAUUUUCUAAGUAUAACGAUUGUGGGAAAUCCUUCAGUUAUAAUUCAGACCUUAUUGACUAUCAUAGUCUAAAUACUGAAAAGAAACCUUUUGAAUGUGGGAAGGCCUUCCAAUGGAGAACUCAGCUUACUCAACAUCAGAAAAUUCAUACUAAAGAGAAACAUUAUGAAUGUGAUGAAUGUGGAAAGGCCUUCUACAAGAGGACACAGCUUACUCAACAUUGGAGAAUUCAUACUGGAGAGAAACCUUAUGAAUGUACUGAAUGUGGAAAGACCUUUCGACAGAGUGCCCAUCUUACUCGCCAUCAAAGAAUUCAUACUGGAGAGAAACCUUAUGAAUGUAGUGAAUGUGGAAGGGCCUUCAACCACAGCUCAUCCCUUGCUUCGCAUCAGAGAAUUCAUACUGGUGAGAAACCUUAUGAGUGCAGUGAAUGUGGGAGGGCCUUCAACCACAGUGCAUCUCUUGCUGCCCAUCAGAGAAUACAUACUGGAGAGAAACCUUAUGAAUGUAAUGAAUGUGGCAAGGCCUUCCGCCAGAGCACGGAACUCACUCGACAUCAGAAAGUUCAUACAGGAGAGAUAUAUGUAUGUAACGAAUGUGGAAAGGCCUUCCACCAGAACUCACAACUUAUUUGCCACCAGAGAAUUCAUACUGGAGAGAAACCUUAUGAAUGCAAUGAAUGUGGGAAGACCUUCAACUACAACUCAUCCCUUGCUGCCCAUCAGAGAAUUCAUACUGGAGAGAAACCUCAUGCAUGUCGUGAAUGUGGUAAGGCCUUUUGCAAGAGGACACAUCUUAUUCAACAUGAGAGAAUUCAUACUGGAGAGAAACCUUAUGAAUGUCAUGAAUGUGGCAUGUGCUUCCGCCAGAGUGCCCAGCUUAGUCGCCAUCAGAAAAUUCAUACUGGAGAGAAACCUUUUGAAUGUAGUGAAUGUGGGAGGUGCUUCCGCUUGAGUGCUGGUCUAACCAGACAUCAGAGGCUACAUAAUUGAGAGAAACUUUGAGGGAGACUUGUGCCACAGCAAACACCUUAUUCAACACCAGUUCUUAGUGAACAAAAAAACCUGAUGACUGGCAUAGGGCUAUUUUCCCCUUUAAAAUUUAUUGAUACAUCUUUUCACAAUAGAUCUAUCCUGACAAAUACCUAAAUACCCUUAUAACACAUUCUCAAAAGUUUUUCACUUGUUAACAAAAGGAGAGAUUUAUGCUUAUAUUUUAUAUAUUAUUUUACUAACAUUGACUACUGUAUUUGACAAGGGUUUUGUUUUCCUCUGAGUGCUGAUUUUAUUUACGUCAUUGAGUUAUUUAUGUCUGUUGGUGCUUUGACUCAACUUUCCUUACUCUGCCAGUUUUCAAGCACAUCUUCCCAAGUUUCUUCCACUUAAUCUUUGUCAUCCCUUGCAGCCCAGUGAUAUCCUGCAAUAUUUGUAUACUAGUUUGUUCAAUCAUUCCCUGAUCACUGGGGAUAUAUUUUGUUUCUAGCUUUUGUUACCGCAUGUGAUGUAGCUCAGAACUUGUUUAUUCAGAUUGGUCCUAUCGGUAUAUCCCCUGAGGGUGGUUCCAGUAUUGGAAUCUGUGGGUUAAGGAGAUAUUAACAGUUUAGGAAAUUUCUUAUUAAUUCCUCAUUUUUUGUUGUGGUUGAGCUCAUUGACAGCUCCAUGAAACAUGCUUGUCUUUUUGUAACCUCUCUAACAAUGAGUUAGUUGCGCUGUCUUCUCUAACUUGAUAUGUGAAAGGUAAUUCUUUGGAUAGUUUUCAUUUCAGUUUGCCUGAUCACAAGGGUCUCUUGAACAUUUUUUUUCAAGUACUUGAGCAUUUGUAUUUCUUUUGAAAGAUUUUCAUAUAUUUUGACCACUUGUCUUUUGGGAACAAGUGUUAACCUAUAAACUUAUGGCAGUUGCCGUUUGGUUUUAAAUGUUAGACUGCUCUUAGAGAUAUUUAAUGGAAAGACUUUUCACCCAGGAUCUUUUCUUUUGAGUCUAGCUGCAGUAAUUUUAUUUAUGCAAAUCUUUUAAACUUUACAUAAUCCUAAUUGUGGUUUUUUUUUUCCUUUUGUGACCUAUCCUGUAAAUGAUAAUUUCCCUCUUUCCAUAGUUGUGAAAUAAGUAGGCUUCAGUUCUCCUUUAGUUUAGUUUUUUUUAAUGGUGUGACUUUUUAUGUUUGGAUGAUAUCCACUGGGAGUUUUUUGUGGAAUGUGGCAUAAUAUGCUUAUCGAAACUUUGUUUUAAACCAUACUACUUUCCAUUUUUCUCAAUAGUUUAUGUACUUUUUAGUUUACCAAAUUUUACUGUGUACAUUUUUUCCUAAGUAUUACUUAUCUACUUUGUCUCAUUGAUCUGCUUUUCUAUAUUUUGUCCAGCACCGGAUUGUUUUGAGAAUUACUGCUUUGAUAUGGACAUAGAUCCUUCAGAUAUUUGCUUUAUAUACUUUGAGAUUUGGUAGUACCAAUCCACCUUUAAUCCUAUUCUUUUUCAUUAAUGUUCCUUUUCACAAUGAUUGCAUUUAUAAAAUUUUUCUUUCCACUGUGGACAGAUAUUGAUAUUAUGGUUUUCAUAGAGAAGCCUAGAGGCUGGAUGGAAAAAAAAAAUUGUAUUUGUAAAGUAGCUGGAUACAAAAGAAAUUCACUGAAUUCAUCAGCUUUUAUGUAUGUUAAUAAAAGUCAGGAGAAGGGAUUGGAAGCAGAAUUCUAUUUAAGAUCAAAUAAAUAGGGAUUAACCUAUAAAGACACACACACAGAGGACUAAAAAUAGAACUACAAGACUUUUUACAGGAAUAAAAGAAGAUCUGGAUGAUUGCAGAGAAAUGCAGCGUUCUUGAAUAGACUGUGCCAAUAUAAUAGUAAUGUUAAUAACCAAAUUUCAGAGUUGAUGACAUACCAGGAUAUUUAAGGGAUACUUAUAGAAUUAGACAAAAUUCAUUUGCAAGACAAAAGGUCAAGAAUACCAAGGAAUAUCUGAAAAAUAAUAAAAAUGUAACAUUGGGUAUUACAUGCCAUUUAGGAAAAUUCGUUGACACCUGCAUGGAAAUUGAACUCUGGCAGUUGACAAACAUCUAUGGUGACAUUUCUAUCUAGAAGAACCUUCCUAUACUAUAGACUGAAAGAGGAAUUAUGAUGAACUUCAUGAUUUGUUUCCUAGAAACGAAUGCAGAUUGCAUGAUACCUGAACCUUUGGGGAACUUAUACAACGUGGGCUUCUGAGAGUGAGUGAGUGAAUGGUUAGAGGAUAUUGCUUAUUGAUUUAAUGAUUUUGAUUUAUUUUCUUGGCCUCUCUCUACUCUAUAUUGGUUCAUCCUAUGUUAUACUCCUAUUUCACUGUAGCUGUUAUAUGUCUUGUUGAUUUUUUGGUUAUGUUUAGACUAUGAGAUUAGAAUUCAGAGGAAUUUUAGUUCUGUAAGUCUCAGUAAGACCUUGGGGAGUCAUAGAACCUGUCUGUGCCUCAUUUUCUUCAUUUGUAUAAUGAAUAGAUUGGGUUACAUAACCUAGGAGUUUCUUUCCAGCUGUAAAUCUAUGAUCCUGUGAAUGAGAUAUGGGGCUGGAAACUCAGGAAGAGAAGAAAAGUGGUGAAAACUUUAAAUAUAUUGAAACGUUGAAUAAGGACAAAGGAUGCAUCUUCUACUAAUUAAUCACAUGCUCUGUUCUAGCUUCAGACCAACUAGGUGCUAGCUAAUGUUGACCUAAAGCUAUAUUUAACCAAGUUCAUAUAGUUUGCUGUUUAUUAAAAUAAUUGAAUAGCCUCAAUGCCAUUGUGUAGAGUAGAAUGCAUUGGGCCAGGUUGCAACUUCCCUGUUUCACCCUGGAGUUAGGCAUUCAAUUCUACCUACUACUGGGUUAGCAAUAGUCUCACUAACAAGAGAAGGCCAGAUUGGUACUAGAAAUUACUGCUAUGAUAAACCAUCCACUCAGAAUGGGUUCUAGCAGCAGGCUACUUACAGCAGUAUAUAGAGAAGAUAUUUGGAAGGUCCAGUGUUGUUCUGAGGAGCACAUCUGAACACUGGCUACCAUCGAGGGACUUUAUGGGAGCGAUGGGAAAAGUGGCAGAAGUGGCUCAAGGGUGAUGGGGUUGGAUUUUUCUUGAAAGUUCUAAUUGUUUUCCUCCACUUAAAAGGGGCAAUUCCUCGCCCACCCAAAAUGUCAGUAACCACAGGCCUCUGAUACCCUUUGCCUAGUAAGAAGAUAAAUUGAAUGGCAUGAAAAUUCAGAUUCUCAACUUUACCCAGGAGCAAAGCAAGAUUAAAAGAAUUUAGGCUGAGAAAAAUCAUGAAAGAUUAGUCUGUAAUUUAACGGUACCAUGAAAGUACCUUCUUCCUGUCAGAAGAAAGGUUAAAAAAUAUUUAGGACUCUGCAAGGUGGCAGAAAACGAAGAAGAUGAAGUUUAUCUCGAAAACCAACUCAGAAAUUGUUACAAAUGCCAAAUUUCUGUGAUGUUCUUUUUCUUGUCUCUCUUGGUUACAUCAUGUGUUUUCAUAGCUCCUUGGGCCAGUAGCAUUUCUCCUAGCAACACCAUCCUGAUUCUCCUGAAAAUGACGUUCUCUUAUUCCCCGAGCCACAGAGCCUACUUCUAAGUGAUGCCAGGACUGGCUGCCAGAGGCCUUUAGAUAACCAGGGCAGCAGCCAUCGGGAUAGCUCUCUGGGACCUGAUAGGGCUUGCCAAUUGCUAUAAUUUCUCCUCUCUUUAUGUUUUGUAUAAAUGGCGGUGGCAGCCUUAGUGCUAUCAAAAGCAUGUACUUCUCUAAUGGUCUAUUACAGCUGUAAGACAUGAGAGUGGAAUGCCAAGGAGUGACUCUGUUUACCUUUUGUAUAGUAGACACAGAUUGCAUGUCUCACGGUCCCCUUAAGUGUCUGUUUCCCAGGAAUCUCUUAGGUCAUGGCUUCCCCACCAGAAAUAGGGAAAGCAUGAGCCACUUGGCCUGACCUGUGUCUUUCUGCAGCUGUCCUGUGCAAGGCAAGCCACAGAGCUCAGGAUCCAGGUUCCCUGUACUCUUGGACCCUGUGGAAACUAGCUUCAGAGAAAAAAAAUGAUUUAGAACAAACUCACCUUUGUCAGUAUUGUCUACGCGUCCCAUCUCAUUAGUGGGUGUGGAAGCAGAGUGGUCCUGAGUCAUUCUGCAUGCUUGGAGAUUGGUCAGGCUGCUGGACCACAUUUCUGCGUGGCAUUGUCAGUGGGGCUAAUUAUGCCUCGGGUGCUGCUUCAGCACCUGCAGGAAGCUGCAUUCACUGUUGAUGGAACUGCUGAUCGAUACCUAGUCCUGCCUGCAAUAAACCAUACUUCAU
Messenger RNA from Trichosurus vulpecula (common brushtail), 5701 nucleotides. RefSeq names its product zinc finger protein 2 homolog. Bases 426 to 1421 code for a protein of 331 amino acids. The transcript has 2 exons. Gene Ontology annotation, biological process: regulation of transcription by RNA polymerase II. Gene Ontology annotation, molecular function: RNA polymerase II cis-regulatory region sequence-specific DNA binding; DNA-binding transcription factor activity. NCBI's taxonomy places the organism in Eukaryota, Metazoa, Chordata, Mammalia, Diprotodontia, Phalangeridae. The record is from RefSeq and is a predicted model, not a curated record.